Messenger RNA from Dicentrarchus labrax (European seabass), 4727 nucleotides. RefSeq names its product syndecan 3 (gene sdc3). NCBI's taxonomy places the organism in Eukaryota, Metazoa, Chordata, Actinopteri, Moronidae. The coding region runs from base 562 to 1938 and encodes 458 amino acids. Gene Ontology annotation, cellular component: membrane; cell surface. The record is from RefSeq and is a predicted model, not a curated record. The transcript is spliced from 6 exons. Gene Ontology annotation, biological process: cell migration.
CUCCUCCUGCCAGACUCCCAGGCCAAGCAACGUCGCCAUACGGAACAUCCUGCCCUCAGCGGAGAGGGGGAGGAGAGAGAGAGAGACAAGAGAGAGAGAGAGAGUGUGUACAGAGAAAGAGACAGAUUGUGUGUGUACAGAGAGAGAGCGAGAGAGGAGAGAGAGAGAGAGACUGUGAGUGUAUUGAGAGAGAGAGAGAGAGAGAGAGAGAGAGAGAGAGAGAGACGAGGUUUGGCGUCUCCCGGUAGUAAAUCUAUCAGGUCUCGAGCACAAAAAACUCAGAGAAACAGACAGAGAAGAGGGUAGAAGAGGCCUCGCGGUAAUCUCAUCGUUUACCGGUGACUUGGACCAGCAGCAGCGCGUGAAGCCUUGGAUUAAAAAGCCCGACUAGAAGGACUGAUGGUCGCGCGGACGGGCGGCGCGCUCUGAAGUUGAACAGACUACCGAGAGAGACAGCAAGCAGCAGCAGCUUCUUGUCCGCUCCCCCCCUCCCCACACACCUCCCCGUAUCCCCGGGAAGGCAGCGGCGGCACCGGGAGGCUGUGCCCGCGCACCCCGACCAUGAAGCUGCCCUGGCUACUGACGCUCACGGCGCUGCUUGCUCACGCCGCCACGGGACAGACUUGGUCACCGUCUAUCGACGACGAAGGCUCAACGAGAGAUGAGUUCUACGACGAUGAGGACCUCUACUCAGGCUCUGGCUCUGGCUUCCCUGAGAUCAGAAUGAGGCCGACAUCAGUGGGUGUGUCAUUCACCACAGAAGAGCCCCUCCUCCUCUCCACCACCCAGGCCACCGGCCCCGCCCCCUCUGCCUCACCUGCGGCUGAGCCGAGCCCCAACCCGGAGGACCCCACUGCCACCCCGCUGCCCACCGAGGCUGAUGGAGAGAGCGGUGUGUUCUGGGAAAGAGAGAGAGAGCUGGAGAAGGAGAGAGAGAGGGAGGAAGAGUUGGAGAGAGAGAGAGAGCAAGAGAGGCAGAGGGAACUGGAGAGGGAGAGAGAGAGGGAGAAACAGUUGGAGAGGGAGCGAGAGAGGGAAAGAGAGAGGGAGCGGGUCCGGGAGAUGGAGAGAGAGAAGGAGAGGGAGAGAGAGCGCGAGCGAGAGAGGGAACGUGAGAGAGAGAGAGAGAAAGAGAGAGAGAGGCAGAGAGAGCGGGAGCUUGAAAGAGAGAGAGAGCUGGAGCGAAUCAGGGCCGCAGCCCAGACCACCACCGCCCCACGAUCCCCUGCUGCCAUCCCUGUGGUGACCACCAACCCAGCAAUCAGCACUGCGGAAAGUGCAGCACCCUCUGCCGGUUCGGAUGACCUGAGCACCACAGAAGAAGAAGAGGACGUCUACCUGUCACCUGAACCCACAUCGUUUUACCCAGGCUUUGACAUAGAAAUCACCACAGAGGAAGACAUGUCCCCCACAGCAGAGACCACCCCUGAGCCCACAACGGCUGCACCUACCACCACCACCACCGCCGCCGCCACCACUAUCAAGACCAGGAUCCCCUUCAGGCCCAGGGUUCCCAUGUCGACAGCCACUCAGGCGGUGCCAACAGAGAGAACAACUCGCUCUCAGCAGCCCACAACUUCACAGGAGGGUAACGACGUGGGUGCUGCAGGGCCAAGUGGAGAUUUUGAGAUCCGGGAUGAUCGCCGCAACGAUCUUGGUCGAGGAAUAAUGCCAGUGGAUCCCGAUCUGAUUGGCAACACAGUGGACGGAGGAAGCUCUGCCGCCCAGCUGCCGCAGAAAAACAUCCUGGAGAGGAAAGAGGUCUUGAUAGCGGUGAUAGUGGGAGGAGUGGUGGGCGCCUUGUUUGCCGCCUUCCUGGUGAUGCUGCUGGUAUACAGGAUGAAGAAGAAGGAUGAAGGCAGCUACACGCUGGAGGAACCCAAACAGGCCACUGUCACCUACCAGAAACCAGACAAGCAGGAGGAGUUUUAUGCAUAACACUCGUAUGCCAGAGAGACGCACCGCACACCGAGGGAGAGAGAAAGAGCGAGAGAGAGAAGAGAGAAAGAUACUCUAAGCCCCUCGUCCUCCCCCUCCCCCUCCUCCUCUUCUUCUUCGUCGCUUCCCCCUCAUCUGCUCGCCUCUCCUCAUCCCUCUCUCCUCUCGUCUCCAAAACACAUGAGAGCGCCUUUCUCUCUGCGGACUUGGAACUUUCUUUUCCAUGAAAAUGAGAAAGAGGACAAAAAAAGAAAAAGAAAAAAAAAAUUCCAAAUAUAUUCUGAAAAAAAAAUAACACAUACACACAAGAUGUUUUUAAAGUAAAUGUUGUUAUUAAUAUUCUACAGAUUCUCUUGUUCUGUAUGUAAUGAUAUGAUUAUUUUGUAAAAAACAACAAAACAAAACACAAGCUCUUAACCUGUGUUUUCUAGCACAAAAAAAGUUCCUCCUCUGUUUUUAUGGAGCGAAUGAAAAGGCUUAAAAAGAAAAGAGGAGAGGAGAGGGGCGGAGUGAGCUGAGCGAGACACAAAAGAAACAGACAGGGGUGGGCUCGACUCAGCCCCUCGCCCCCCCCUCCAUAAAUAAAACACACAGAGCGUCUGGUUGGCCGCACAGAGCCCAGGGUCAAAAGGUGAGAGGAAAGGUCUCUUUUGUGCCUUCCAUCCCUCUGGUGCUCAAAGACGCAUACACACAUCCAUACUGCCACAUAAACACAUGCUUACACUCAUGCACAUGCAAACACACAGACUUGUAUCUGCUCGACGGUGGCUCUGACCUCUCUCUCUGUGCUCGGCCAACCAGAAAACGGUGAUCAACCCUUGGCGUGUUUCACAAUGUCGAGGAGCCGCUGUGGAAACAAAGGCUGGUCCGUCUGCUCCUCUAAGCUGUACAAAGACUAGUUACGGAUAGUAAUAAUAACCAAUAAUAUAUCAAUGUUUUGGGCUGGAUGGUGAAUAAUAAUAAUAAUACCAUAAUAAUAAUAAUAAUAAUGAUAAUAAUAAUACUUAAACAGGAGGAUGUGUAUUUAGCAGUUUAAAAAAAAAAAGUUUAUAUGUAAAUAUCAGCAUAUCCUUUCUGGCAUCACUAACCAUCUGCAUGAUCAUGAAGAGUUUUUAUUCAUCACAUCCAUCAUCACUUUAGAUGAGCUGUGCUCUCGUCAGCCACAUGCGCGCACACACACACUUACACACACACACACACACACACAAGUGCAGACAUAUAAACUUGCUGUGCAUUUAGAUACACCACACAGACUUUAAAUAUACUGUAAAUCAUAUCAUUCAAACACAUAUCAAACCCAUCAUUGUCAUCGUCAUUAUCAUCAUCGUCAUUGUGAUAGUCAUCGCUCGUGAUACGAGUGAGAUCAGAUGGUUUCAAUAUGUUAUUGAUUAGUUAUGGAUCAGUUGCCGGUUGGUUUAGAGUUUGGUCUGUUUGUGUAAAAGCACAACUAUGUGUCCAGUCAUCACGUCAUCCCGCACACACACCUUUUGCAUGCCUCACUUUCUUUUUCUUCCACCAUUGGCUCUCUGUUUGGGGAUGGGAGGGUCCUGUUGGAAGCGAGGGGGGGCUUUAAUGAAAAUGUGUGAAACCGCGCAGGAAGUCGCGCCCACAUGCACUAAUUAAAGCUUUGGUUAUGAGACAAAAACGGACUUUGAAUUAGUGUUUAUGGGUUCAACUUUAACCUGCUGUUGGAAUCUUUUUUUGGGGAGGGGACAACGGGGGGAAGAGGGAUUAGGAUUCGGUUUGGGAAGGGGAAUGUGAGGAGACAGGAGGGCUGUGCUUCUAUCUAAGAGAUUGUAACAAUAACCACACCAGUGCGACUGGGCUAGUAGCUUCUAUUAUACUCAGUACUGUAGAACAAAAAUGCAUGGGAGUCAAAACUAUACUAGUCUGGGUGUGUGUGGAUGCCUGUGUGUGUCUUUGUGUGUUUGAAAGAGAUAGAGGGGUGAGUUAAAGUUGGAAUGUACUGUGGUCGAGUGUGUGUUUACCUAUUCCAGCAGUUCUCACGCUCUUCCACAGACAGGUAACACACCUCUUCCACUCCUGUGUGUGUACGUCGCCUGCCCCCUCGCCAGUGUGUGUGUGUGUGUGUGUGUGUGUGUGUGUGUGUGUGUGUGUGUGUGUGUGUGUGUGUGUGUGUGUGUGUCUACACCUCAUCUAAAACCACCACCUGUGUGUGUGUGCGUGAGUGCUUCACCUUGGUAUUUCACAGCAGACUCUUGUGUACACUGACUAGCCUGUCGACGUGUGUGUGUGUCUGCGUGUGUUUAGUCUGUUCACUGCUGAAUGAGGGGCAGCUGGUCCCUCACAGUGGCUUUCACACACACUGACUGUCUUUUCACUGUCUGUCUGCCUGUCUGUCUCUCUGCCGCAAGGACAGACGGACAGACAGCACGCCACUUUCUCACAGGCAGGAAUGAUCUUAACACGUACUGUCUUUUCUAAAGUGACUGUCGAAGUGUAAACAUGUGUGUUUGUACCCAUCUAAGCCUGCGUAGCCAAAUAAGACGUGUGUGUGAGAGGGUGAAUUUGUACGUGUAUGAGUGUAGGUGUGUGUGUGUGUGUGUGCGUGUGUGUGCGCGUGUGUGUGAGUGUAUGUGUGAAGCCCGAUGGAGGCUACACUACUCUAUGUUUGCUGUUCCCAUUCCUGUUUUUAUACAUUUGCAUUUUUUUAAGGCUGAGUUUCUGUCAUUGGCUGAGUGAGCGAGAGGAGGCGGAUCCUCCACGCCACCGCCCUGUCACUAAUCUGCCACUCUGUUCCAAAUAAAAAACCUGGUUGGGUAAAUCUG